Molecule: messenger RNA, 4257 nt
Organism: Exophiala dermatitidis NIH/UT8656
Lineage: Eukaryota; Fungi; Ascomycota; Eurotiomycetes; Chaetothyriales; Herpotrichiellaceae
Exons: 1
Coding region: 1-4257 (1418 amino acids)
Biological process (GO): mRNA splicing, via spliceosome
Cellular component (GO): catalytic step 2 spliceosome
Molecular function (GO): helicase activity; mRNA binding
Source: RefSeq, a predicted model, not a curated record
AUGGACCUUCAAUUGCGUCCAGCUCUGGCGCCCGCCCAGGACGUCGAGCCCAGCAGCCAGGGCACCGUCGAGACUCCAUGGGAGGAGCUGGCCCGAAAGUACUGGCUAGACAAUGCGCCGACCAGAGUCAAGCCAGAAGUGAUCAAGACCGCGAUAUGGGAUCCCCUCGAACAGGAAUCCUUCGCCCUUCGGCCGCUUGCGUUGUUAGAGAACCUGCAGAUGCUCGAGAGAUUCCUCUGGCCUACCUUCUCGGCCGACUCAUCAAACCAUCAUGUCCUUCUCAUUGCCAUCUUUUUUAAUGUCAAACAACGCGCACACCUUCAGGAUUGGACCUUGUUCAUCGACCGGCCGGACGACUUCUCCCAGCUAUUUCGACGCGUUCUUUCCUUAAACCUCGACUCGUCUUUGUCGAUAUUCUCUCGAUUGUCACUCUUACACUUCGUCAUUGGUGCAUUUCAAUCUCUGGAGAAGGAACAUGUCCGGAAAGAGUGUGCCCCUCUUGUCUCAAUUGCAAUAUGGCACAAUCUACACGAUGAAAAGGCGAGGGACAAACUCCUAGAGGCCAGCCCAAGCAGGAGAAAAGCCUGGAAGGCGGCGCAGCGAAGAUAUGACGGCGCGGACGGUCCAACACAGAGUCGCUUGCGAUUCGAUCGAGCCUGGCUGUUUGCGAUGCUCGUCGAUUUUUUGGCGCGCCUUAACGUCUCGAACCUGGCUAAUACUCAAGAGACGGUCUAUUGUGAGCGGUUUAUGGAGUUUCUGAUUGAUUUGAUCAGUCAGCUACCGACGAGGCGAUACACGAAUCCGCUGUUGCAGGACCUCAAUCUGCUGGCGAUCCUCCGAACAUCCAAGCUGUACGACAGAGAAGACGCCGUGAUCUUGCGCGACCUGACGGAUCUUUUCGAGCAUUUUCAAGCUUUUCCCGUUGACGACUUGGGUAAUAGCGAGUCCAGCCCCGAGGGUCUUCGUAAGACCCACUACGAGGCGCUGCAGCGGCUACAGAGAGUCGGCCUUCAACAUUUUGAACAGAAACUAAAGGUCCUUGCUUUGUCGAAUUACGGAUCUAUUAACCAACGUAACGACCUCGAAUCUCAUCUGUCGAACCUUUCGGACCCGGAAUUGCAGGAUCUCUGUGGCCACCUUGGUGUUCGAACUGUCUAUCCAACAUCAGCUGGGAUCACUGCCAACCGAGCUGUGAUGAUGGAAAGUCUUCUCUGCAUGUUUUCGAAGCCUCCAGAUUUCAAAGAAACCAUCGCCAGAUUGUCUGUUUUCCCUACGGUCGAAUCACUAUAUGACUCGAAGCAGCUGAGGAAUGAAUCUUAUGACGGGUCCAGACCGCUUGGGAUACCCAAGUUGAAUCUCCAGUACUUAACCCUUGGCGAUUUCAUGUGGCGAUCGUUCCAACUCUACCAGAUGGAAGCAUUUUAUGGCAUCCGAAAGGAUUUGGAGAGCAUCGUGAAGCGGAUGAAACCAAAGCCCGCAAAGGAAAGGGGCUCUACCACGUUCGAGGGAUACUCAAAGAUGGCUUUACCGAUCUCCGAGCCUGCAAUUGUGGAGAUUGGCCCGACCAAGGUUGGACACCUCCAGCCGAGCUAUGUGCGGGCGGAAGUAAUUUUGGAUGUUGGCCGACUUGCUGACAAUGUGAGAAGAGAAUGGGAGAGCUUGAGGCCUCACGAUGUCGUGUUUCUGUUAGCAGUGAAAUCUGCAGAUCGUUCCCGGCUACUCACGAAUGGCCACUCUGCAGAGCAAGAAGAGGAUGGAAAGCUAUUCACUGCUCUGAGAACCGCCGAGGUCGUUCAGAUACUGGACGACAAUGCUCGGCCGUUGAGGGAUGCCCCGACAAAUGGUCACUCUUCACGGCCUAGGAAGAGACGUCUCCUACUUGAUUUGGAUCCUUUGUCACAUAGUGCUGGCGGAGCCAAACUUGUCACUGGGUCGGAGGGCACUGCCGGCCUUAAUGUCAUUGCUCGACGGCAAGGGCGCGAGAACAAUUUCAAGCCGGUGCUGGAAACGAUUCAGAAGCUGGUUUCGUUCCAGACCACACUUCCCUCCUGGCUUCAAGAGGUGUAUUUGGGCUAUGGUGACCCAAAAAGUGCAUAUUACACAUCGCUGCCGAAUCGCAUAGAAUCUCUGGACUAUCUCGACACCUUUGUUGACUGGCAGCAUUUGCUUGAUUCUUUUCCCGGAAAGACUAUCGAACCUGCACCUGGACAACCAUCGCAGCUCGAGCCGCCUUACGUGCUUCAGACGGCUACUUCGGCGAAUGAGCAACCGCCGACGAAUCCAAAAAAGAGACGUCGUGAGCAAAUGGAGCAGGACUCUUCCACCAUCACGGCGUCCACCUACAAACCCCCCAACACUGGGCCGUAUCCCAUGGAUGCCCGGAAAACCAAUUCAGUUCGCUUCACGCCAAAGCAAGUCGAGGCGAUAGUGUCGGGAACUCAGCCGGGGCUUACUGUGGUUGUUGGACCUCCGGGCACGGGAAAGACCGAUGUGGCUACUCAAACGAUCAAUCUCCUAUAUCACAACUUCCCGACCGAACGCGUUCUCUUGAUUGCACACAGCAACCAAGCGCUAAAUCAAUUAUUCCAGAAGAUCAUCGCGUUAGACAUUGACCCACGCCAUCUCCUACGGUUGGGUCAUGGAGAGGAAGAGCUGGACACGGAUGUGUCAUACAGCAAAUAUGGCCGUGUCGAGUCGUUUUUGGAAAAUCGACAGUGGUACCUGUCCGAGGUCAGCCGGCUUGCAGCCUCGAUCGGCGCCGAAGGCGCCCAUGGUGGUUCUUGCGAGACAGCGGACUACUUCAAUCAAGUCUUUGUGAAGCCUGCUUGGUCGCGAUUUUGGGACGUGGCCAAUGCCGAUGAUGCUACUGUGGAAAAGGUCUUGGAGGCUUUCCCCUUCUACAACUACUUCAGCAAUGCUCCAGUUCCAACUCUUUUCCCGGCAGGUGUGUCGUUGGAGGAAGCCCGCGACAUCGCUUCUGGUUGUCAAUACCAUAUUGACAAGAUCUUCUCUGAACUCGAAUCCAUUCGACCUUUUGAGAUUCUGAGGAAUAGUCGGGACCAACAAAACCAUCUGCUGGUGAAAGAGGCCCGCAUCAUUGCCAUGACAUCCACUCAUGCAGCAAUGAGGCGGUCGGAGAUUGCAGAACUGGGAUUCCACUACGAUACCUUGAUCAUGGAGGAGGCAGCGCAGGUCACUGAAAUCGAAUCCUUCAUCCCCUGUGCCAUGCAAAAUCCAGAUGCUAAGACUGGAGAGCUGCCUUUGAAAAGAAUUGUCCUGAUCGGAGAUCAUUUACAGAACUCUCCCAUCAUUCAAAAUCUGGCUCUGCGGCAGUACGCCAAUUUCGAGCAGUCGCUCUUCCUACGGAUGGUCCGAUUAGGUGUGCCUACCAUUCAUCUGGAUCAGCAGGGUCGAUGUCGACCGUCGAUCGCGGAGCUCUUCAAGUGGCGCUACAAUAACCUGGGGAACCUGCCGUUCCUUCUGGAGCAGCCCGAGUUUGCUCGAGCCAAUGCAGGGUUUCGGUAUGAUUAUCAGUUCAUUGACGUCCCUGACUACCAAGGACAAGGAGAGCGAGAACCGACGCCACAUUUUAUCCAAAAUCUGGGAGAGGCCGAAUACGCCGUGGCAUUGUAUCAGUACAUGCGGCUACUGGGCUAUCCUGCCCGAAGCAUUUCCAUCCUAGCGACUUACGCCGGACAGCGCGCUCUGAUCCGUGACGUGCUCGAUCAUCGAUGCAAAAACAACAAGUUGUUUGGUCUUCCCCGGAUUGUCACCACGGUGGAUAAGUACCAGGGCGAACAGAACGAUUAUGUGAUCGUCUCCAUGACUCGGACCCGGUCGGUGGGGUAUCUGCGCGAUGUGCGUCGGCUGACGGUGGCGCUCUCGCGCGCGAGACUGGGUCUGUAUAUCAUAGGCCGUCGCGAGUUGUUUGAGUCUUGCUUCGAAAUGAAACCCGCUAUGGAUCUCUUGUUACAGAGGCCCGAUAAGCUGGUCUUGACUACUGGUGAAAUGUUCCCUACCGAGCGGGCACUGGAUGCCGAUGUGCCUGGAACGGAAAUGGAAGGCGUCGAACAUCUUGGUCAAUAUGUCUUCGAAAUGACCCAGGCGAAAGUCAAGGCUAUGGGUGGCCAAGUCGCCGUUGCGGCCCCAGCUGAGACGGCAGAGGAUGCUUAUGUAGCUGGAGAAGCGGAGGACGGACUCCCUGAUGGGGAUGAAGAGGAUCCGCUGCACGAGGUUGUUCAGGCGGGUGAUCUUUGA